CAACCUUUUCAAGAACAGAGUUACAUAAGACUAAAAUGAGUUCAAGAAUGCUAUAUUCUUCUUUAUAUGUUAUUAUGGUUUUGGUUUCGUGUAGAUAUGUUGAGAUAAAAGCUCAACAACUUCAAGUAGGUUUCUAUAUGCAAUCAUGCAGAAUGGCUGAGUUCAUUGUAUGGACUGAAGUCCAAAAUGCGUUCAAGACGGACAAAGGAGUUGCUGCUGGUUUAGUCAGAAUGCAUUUUCAUGAUUGCUUUGUUAGGGGCUGUGAUGCUUCAGUCCUCAUAGAUUCUACCUCUGCAAACUCAGCAGAGAAGGAUUCCCCUGCUAAUAGUCCCAGUCUUAGAGGAUUCGAAGUCAUUGACAGAGCAAAGACCAUGGUUGAAGCAUCAUGUGGAGGGGUGGUCUCAUGUGCAGAUAUACUUGCAUUUGCAGCUAGGGAUAGUAUCUUGAUGACUGGAGGACCUGGCUAUGACGUCCCAGCAGGGAGAAGAGAUGGCAGAAUUUCAAAAGCUUUAGAGGCAUCAGUUGGCCUACCACCCCCUAAUAGUAACGUCAGCCAACUCACUCAAAUGUUUGCAAGCAAAGGACUUACACAAGAAGAAAUGGUUACAUUAUCUGGUGCACACACCAUUGGACGCUCUCAUUGCACUUCUUUUAGUAACAGACUAUACAGUUACAACACGACGACUAUGCAGGAUCCUAGCUUAGACAUGGCAUAUGCAACCCAGCUAAAGCAGCAAUGUCCACAGGGCAGUACAGAUGUUAAUUUGGUGGUACAAAUGAACCCAUCCAGCCCGAACACAACGGAUGUAGGUUACUACUCAGAUGUCCUUGCUAACCGAGGAUUACACACCUCAGACCAAACACUACUGACAAAUGCAACUACAGCAAACCAAGUUAACCAAAAUGCAGCGAACCCCCAGCUUUGGAAGAACAAGUUUACUGCUGCUAUGGUAAAAAUGGGUCAAAUUGGUGUACUCACAGGUACUGCUGGCGAGAUCAGAGCAAAUUGUAGGGUCAUUAACUAAGAAAUAAGUAGGUUCCACGUAAGCAAUGCUCUUAAUAAUUCCAACUACUGCUUUUCGAAGCACUAGACAAAUUCGGAUAGUGUGAUGCAUUAACUAUUGUAAUAUUUCUUUCACACUGUUUGAAUAAAUAAAUUACAAGUUUGGAAAUAC
Molecule: messenger RNA, 1175 nt
Organism: Daucus carota subsp. sativus
Lineage: Eukaryota; Viridiplantae; Streptophyta; Magnoliopsida; Apiales; Apiaceae
Product: peroxidase 5-like
Exons: 4
Coding region: 36-1025 (329 amino acids)
Biological process (GO): response to oxidative stress; hydrogen peroxide catabolic process
Cellular component (GO): plant-type cell wall; plasmodesma
Molecular function (GO): peroxidase activity; heme binding
Source: RefSeq, a predicted model, not a curated record